Messenger RNA from Ostreococcus tauri, 459 nucleotides. RefSeq names its product Ubiquitin-conjugating enzyme, E2. The record is from RefSeq and is a predicted model, not a curated record. Gene Ontology annotation, cellular component: nucleus. Bases 1 to 459 code for a protein of 152 amino acids. NCBI's taxonomy places the organism in Eukaryota, Viridiplantae, Chlorophyta, Mamiellophyceae, Mamiellales, Bathycoccaceae. Gene Ontology annotation, molecular function: ubiquitin conjugating enzyme activity. Gene Ontology annotation, biological process: protein K63-linked ubiquitination; DNA damage tolerance. The transcript has a single exon.
AUGGCGGACCCCGCGGCGCUCCCGAGACGGAUCCUGAAGGAGGCGCAGCGUCUGCGGCUCGAACCCAUCCCGGGGAUCGCGGUGGAGGUGAGCGAAACGAACCUGAGACACUUUCUGUGCGUCGUGGACGGGCCGGAGGGGACGGCGUACGAGGGCGGGAAGUUUAAGCUCGAGCUCUUCUUGCCGGCGGAGUACCCGAUGGCGCCGCCGGAGGUUUUUUUUAGAACGAAGAUAUAUCACCCGAACACGGAUAAGCUGGGGAGGAUUUGUUUGGACGUUUUGAAGGAUAAGUGGUCGCCGGCGUUGCAGAUUCGGACCAUUUUGUUGAGCGUGCAGGCGCUCAUGAGCGCGCCGAAUCCAGACGAUCCGCUUCGAGAAAACGUGGCGGAACACUGGAAAACGGACGAGCGGGGGGCGCUGGCGGUGGCGCGGGAGUGGACGCAGAAAUACGCGAUGUAA